Molecule: messenger RNA, 1144 nt
Organism: Falco peregrinus (peregrine falcon)
Lineage: Eukaryota; Metazoa; Chordata; Aves; Falconiformes; Falconidae
Gene: AIMP2
Product: aminoacyl tRNA synthetase complex interacting multifunctional protein 2
Exons: 4
Coding region: 52-1008 (318 amino acids)
Cellular component (GO): aminoacyl-tRNA synthetase multienzyme complex
Source: RefSeq, a predicted model, not a curated record
CGGGACCGGCGGUGGGCCGGGCGCGGGUGCGCGGUGCGGGCGACAGGCGCCAUGCCCAUGUACCGGCUGAGGCCCUUCCACAGGGUGGGCGGGGAGGUGCUGGCGGAGCAGCUGCCCACCUGCAUGUACCGCCUGCCCAGCCUGCACCGCCGCCCCUCACCCGCAGCCUCGCCGCCGCCGCAGGAAGAAGUUGACCCAUCACUUCAAGCACUUGAAUCCCGCCAGGAAGAGAUUCUAAAACGCUUGUAUGAACUGAAGAGUGCUGUUGAUGGUCUCUCAAAGAUGAUCCAAACCCCAGAUGCUGAUUUUGAUGUAACUAAUAUCAUUCAAACCGAUGAAGGUUCCCCUUUGACAGCAAAUGGAGCAGACUUAGAUUUGAUGCUUGGGAAGGAUUAUGGUGCCCUGAAAGAUGUUGUAAUCAACGCCAACCCUUCUCUACCUCCACUAUCAUUACUAGUACUGCACAGUCUGCUUUGUGAACGCUUUAAAAUACUAUCAGCAGUUCACACGCAUUCAUCUGUGAAAAGUGUGCCAGAAAACCUCAUGAAAUGCUUUGGAGAGCAGACUACGAAGCAGCCACGUCAUGAGUAUCAGUUGGGCUUUACUCUUAUUUGGAAGGAUGUUCCAAAACCCCAGAUGAAGUUUAGCGUUCAAACAAUGUGCCCUAUUGAAGGAGAAGGGAACAUCGCUAGAUUUCUCUUUUCCCUGUUUGGCCAGAAGUACAACGCAGUUACUUCAACUUUGAUUGACAGCUGGGUCGAUACCGCCAUCUUCCAGCUAAAAGAAGGUAGCAGUAAGGAAAAAGGAGCAGUCUUGCGCUCUAUGAAUGCUGCUCUGGGCAAGACAGCGUGGCUGGUGGGAAAUGAACUCACCGUAGCAGACAUUGUUGCGUGGUGUGCGCUUCAGCAGACAGGUAGUGCAAAUGCUGCCCCAGCCAAUGUGCAAAAAUGGAUGAAGUCAUGUGAGAACUUGGCACCUUUUGGCUCUGUUAUGAAGCUACUGAAGUAAGCCUGUACUCUUCAUAAUGGUGUAAUUUUAACCUUACUCCACCUCCUGCCUGCUGUAGUGGUGUGAGUCAUUUUGGAGAUGUAUUCAAGUACUACAGUUGGACAGAAUUCUAAAGUCAAUAAAAAUGUUACAGCUA